Molecule: messenger RNA, 1016 nt
Organism: Paramacrobiotus metropolitanus
Lineage: Eukaryota; Metazoa; Tardigrada; Eutardigrada; Parachela; Macrobiotidae
Exons: 3
Coding region: 161-748 (195 amino acids)
Source: RefSeq, a predicted model, not a curated record
UCCUGUUAAUUUCUAAACUGCCAGUGAGCCGCUGUGAGCGUUCUGUUUUGGUUUUUUCCGUGAUCUUGAGUUACUGCACUCUUAUUUCGUUCCUGUGUUAUUCACACAAUCAUCGCUUCAGUUGCUAUUCUUUUUGCAUAAUUUUUCCCAUCUUCCCGCCAUGAAUCGCCAUCUACUACGCUGUCAGCUGGCACUGUAUCGCGCCAGUAACAGCACCUUCACUGCGCCAGCAUCCUCACCACGCUCCAUCUCAACCACGGCGCCUGUCCUGAAAGCCAAGAAGAAGGACUUGACGGCUAUAAAAGCACGGCGUCCGCCGCCGCCCAUGAUUCCGCAUCCCACGGCCAAGGAGAUGAGCACUAACCCGCCUGAUCCCCGCAAUGAGCCCGGUUUUGAUUGGGAGGCGUAUAGUAAAAAGUUUAAUUUUCGUACAGGCCAGCAUACGGGCGCGGGACCGACGAAUGUGGACAAGAAACAUACGGAGAAACCCGCGCAUGAGCGCGUAUUAUCCACAGGUGGAAUUUCAAAUGCCGCCGAUAAGAUCAAACCCGACGACUCGAAGGAUGAAGACGACGGCUCCCUGGAGACCAAGGAGGACCUCUCCCCGGGCACCGCCAACAAGCAGGAGCUGGCCAAGCACGCCAAGAAGAGCCAUAUCCCACCGGAAAUCGCCGGCAAAGUCCACGAUUCAACGGCGGAAUUCAUCCACAAACAGUCGGGCGCCUCCUCCAUGGGUUCCGGAGGAUAGAAGACCCUUCGUGUGUAUACGUUUCCGCGGGAAGAAUGUGGCUUUUGUGACUACAUUUGUCUGUAGAUAGGAUUUAUCCGUUCGGUGUAUGUUUUCCGUAAGAAAACAUGAUAUGUGUGGUUCAGUUACGCUUUUGUGACUGGAAACAAUCGUCCGUGGUUUGUUUUUCGUUAAUAAUCUUCUGGUUUCGUGAAAAUUUUCGCGUUAGGAUGUUAAAAAAAUUCUUUGUACAGAAACGGCUUAGCGGAAUAAAAAUGAAAGAGUAGAA